Molecule: messenger RNA, 2127 nt
Organism: Paecilomyces variotii
Lineage: Eukaryota; Fungi; Ascomycota; Eurotiomycetes; Eurotiales; Thermoascaceae
Exons: 2
Coding region: 190-1881 (563 amino acids)
Source: RefSeq, a predicted model, not a curated record
AAUGCCAACCUUCGCGAUGGAAGGCAGAGCGGACCAGCGCUCCUUGCUGGCCUACCUCCCAACCCCGGUGCGACAAGCCUACCUUCGUCGUCCCAGGAGUCGCAGGUCGAAGAUCCUUUUUCUAGCGACAGCUACAGGAGUCCUGAUCUUCUUCUUCAUCGCAUUGGGUUCAAGACAGGUACGUUCGGAAUGACCAUAUCAGGAUGCAGUCUUGCUCUACCUAGUUCACAGACAGAGACAAGCUACUGGGUCAGGCACCCAUCACAUUAUGCUUCAUCACAGCGGCCAGAAGAUUCCUCGAUACUUUCGCCUUCAGCACCGCAAGUGGAUGAAGAUGGGACCCUCCCGAGCAGCUUAAAAAAGUCGAACCCCUCCUUCCAUCUCCUGAUCCCAGCUACGAAACGCAGCUCUAGUCUUUGCAAGACAGUCACUUCGGCUAUGAUUCUGGACUACCCGCCUCCGACGCUCAUCGGGUACGGGAAAGAAUUCUAUGGCCAGUAUCCGGAGCAUGAUGCGACAGCAGCAAGGGUGAGCGGUAUCAAUUCGUACCUCACCAACAGCAAACACCUGAGCGAUAACGAUCUGGUUUUGAUUGUUGACGGCCUCGACGUCUUUUUCCAAUUGCCUCCGGAUAUUCUGAUUCGACGUUUCCACAACUUACUGAAGGAGAAUAACGAAAAGCUGAAAAGGAAAUACGGCGUGGUGGUCGUGCAGAAUCCUGAUACGGGAGAAAUAAAGGAAAUCGUCCAAAAAUAUGAGCAAAGAGUCGUAUUUGGAGCAGGGAAGCUGUGCUUUCCUAACCCUACCCAUGACGUGGCCUGUGUGACUGUGCCUCAGUCCACCCUACCGCCAGAUGCCUAUGGUCUUAAGACGGACACACAUCCGGAUGGGCAUCUGAACCGGCCACGGUAUCUCCAAUCUGGGGCUAUCAUUGGCGAGGUCGCAGAUCUUCGAUUGAUCUAUUCCCAAGUAGAGCAGUCUAUCGGACGCCGCCGAGAUAGAUAUGGUGACCAGUUCGUUCUGGGGCAACUUUUCGGGAAGCAAGAAUAUGUGAGAGAACUGGAGAGAAGGAGAACGAGCAAUCGAUUCAAGGAGUGGAUGUACAAUCAGAUUGGUAUCUCCGAAGCAACGAACCUAACGGGAAUCGAGGUGAACCUCGAGCAGGGACGACGUUACGAAUUUGGAAUCGGAUUAGACUACGAGUCUCGUCUCUUUUGGAACAUGCUGCAGUCUCGCGAUGACGUGGAAUGGAUUACAUACAACAAUCUCACCGAGACGUCCAAAAUACAGCAACGUCAUGGCGUUCCCCGAGAGCGUAUAACGCCCCUACCCUCCGACAUCUACGAACAUGCACCAAAUCCAUUUAUUGCAUAUAAACCGGCUGAAGGGGAAGUCGUCAAACCUCCCUUCAAUGCGACCGUGGAUACUCUUCCCGACCCCAAGAAGCGUUCCUGGGAGAAUAUCCCAUUGAUGACCAACGUCCACUCGCGAGAAAUCCCCGCCAUUGCCCAUCUAAACGGGGAUAAAAAGCUCAGGAAAAUAUGGUGGACGAACAUGUGGUAUCAUCCUUGGGCUCGUGCUCUUCUCCGCAAAUAUAUGCGCGGCCCUCGUGGCCGUGUUGCAGCGUUGUCUUCGCUGUUCGGAGGCCGCGACUGGUGGGAUCUGCGCGGUGGGAGAGGAGGCGUUUGGACCGAUAACGACGAAUGGCUGGAUUACGGGGAGCUAUGCGAAGGAUAUGAAGAGGUGGUCUUCGACGACGAGAAAGGACCUUGGGGUCAGGAGGAUGGAGGGCAACUCGAAAAGCCCGUGUAUAAUCAAUUCGGAAUUCUCAUUGCGGGCAAAGGACCCCCAAAAAUUGACCCGCCACAACCGCCAAACUAAACCCUCGAGAUGUCUGAUACGAUGUCGACAAAACAUUUUCUUCCAUCCCUCUAUUGACGCUCUAUUGCUUCACAUGCAAGGCACGGAUCGAAAGGCCCUGAUCGGGGCUGUCUCAGCUAUUCCUCCCAGCACACGUGCCACACACAUAUAUAUACCCGCAGUCUAUUCACUUCCUCUGGCCUGCAUAAAAUACGACCCACCUUUUUCCUUUCCGGGUGGUAUUCUCUCGCUGUACUAAGUCCCCAG